AUGAUUAAUUUCAAAGCGUCUUGGAAGUUGUCUUUCUUAUUCAUUGUAAAUUUUUCUGUUGCAGACGAUGAUGAGAAGCUGAGGGAAGAACUCAAAGAUUUGAUUGAUGACAAUCCCAUCGAUGAAGAUGAAAGUGAAGGGGAGGAUUCGGACGCAUCAGGGGGGUCGAAAAAACGGAAAAAAAGUGAUGAUGAAGACUUUGACGACCGAUUGGAAGAUGAGGAUUAUGAUUUGCUGGAGGAGAACUUGGGCGUCAAAGUCGAAAGAAAGAAAAGAUUCAAAAGACUGAAGAGAAUAGAAGAGGAUGAGUCCGGCAAUGAAGAUGCAGAUGCCGAUGAAGGGGAGGAACGUGAUGCAAUUGCCAACGAAUUGUUUGAAGGCUCUGACCACGAAGUGGAUGAUAGGGAUGAUGAUCACGAAUCUGAACAAAUACACCGUUCGGAAGCGGACAACUAUGAGGGCGAGGGUGAAGAGGACUCUGAGGAUGAUUACUUCAUCGUGGAUGAUGAUGGCAGACCUAUCGCUGAAAAACGGAAGAAAAGAAAACCCAUAUUUAGUGAUGCAGCCCUACAAGAGGCACAAGAUAUUUUCGGUGUGGACUUCGACUAUGAGGAGUUUGACAAGUAUGGGGAAGAGGACUACGAUGAGGAUGAUGAGGAUGAAGAUGAGUAUGCAGAUGAAGAAGGAUUGGAGGACACAGAACGAAGGAGAAAGCCAAAGAAAGCAGCCAAAAAGAAGCAGACUAGGAAAUCAAUAUUUGAAAUUUAUGAACCCAGUGAAUUGAAGAGAGGUCAUUUCACAGAUCUGGAUAAUGAGAUACGUAACACCGACGUACCGGAGAGGAUGCAGUUGCGGGAUAUCCCGGUGACUCCAACUACAGAAGGCUCGGAUGAGCUGGACAAGGAGGCUGACUGGAUAUACAAGCAAGCCUUCUGCAAGACUACUAUCUCCAGCCAGGACAUGCCGACGGAAGUCCGAGACAGGCAGAGACGUGGGCCGCAGAUGGUCGGCAAGAUCAAGAAGGCAUUAGAUUUCAUGCGGAACCAGCACCUGGAGGUACCCUUUAUCGCCUUCUACCGCAAGGAGUAUGUGCAACCAGAGUUGACUAUCAAUGAUCUCUGGCGUGUUUACAAGUUUGAUGCUAAGUGGUGCCAACUGAGGAGUCGUAAGCUAACGCUGAUCAGCCUGUUUGAAAAGAUGAGGGAUUACCAGGCAGAACAACUAAUGAAAGAUCUGGAUGCAACUAUACCCGAUGGUGUGCGAAUUGUCAGGGAUGAAGACAUUGACAGGUUACGAGCAGUGCAGACAACCGAGGAGCUGAAGGAUGUUCACCUCCACUUUCUGCUGUAUUACGGCCACGAGGUGCCAGCGAUGCAGGAGGCUGUGAGAGCCAAGGAGAGGGCGAUUGAAGCGGAGGCACGUAGAGCGCGGCGUAGGGAGGAGCAGGGGGAGGAUGGAGGCGAGGAUGAUGUGGAAGAAGUGGACCCUCCUGCACCUCCGCCCGACACAGUCAAACAAGCUGUCCGCUCCGGCCCCUAUGCCAUGUGUCGCAAGGCUGGUAUAGAUGCAUUCGCCAAGAGGUUUGGUCUGACUCCUGACCAGUUUGGCGAGAACCUCCGUGACAACUACCAGAGGCAUGAGGUGGAACAGGAGUCUGUGGCCCCUCUGGAACUGGCAAAGGAAUACGUUUCCAGCAAGUUUGUGACACCUGAAGAUGCAUUGCGUGCAGCAAAGUACAUGGUCGCAAUGCAGAUUGCACGUGAUCCCCUUGUGCGCAAUUGUGUGAGAGAAACUUUCUUUGAGAGGGCAAAAAUAGAUAUUUCACCAACCAAAAGAGGAUUGAAAGAAAUCGAUGAAAACCAUCCUUGUUACAGUUUGAAAUAUGUGAAAGGGAAGCCGGUGCGUGAUCUCACUGCUGAUAUGUUUUUGAAACUGACGAUAGCAGAGAGUGAUAAGCUGAUAACGAUGGCCAUCAGUGACCACAUCGAGGGUAUCACAACUAACUCUUACUUGGAGGAAGCCAAACAACUGUAUUAUAAGGACGAGUUCAGCAAAAACGUCCAGGACUGGAAUACGUUGCGUGUGGAGUGUGUGGAGACUGCCCUACGUAAGAUGUUGUUGCCUGAUCUCAAGAAAGAACUGCGCAUGCACUUGCUGGACGAGGCCAAGGAGAGUGUGUUGAAGGCGUGUUGCCGCAAGCUGUACAACUGGAUCAAGGUGGCGCCUCUCACCGUCGACUUUGGUGAUGAAGAUGACGAAGAAUGGGACACCAGCAAGGGACUGCGGAUGAUGGCUAUUGCAUAUGUUCCGGACUACUCACAAGCUGCAUUCGCUUGUCUGAUUGCUCCAGAUGGAGAAUGUACAGACCACCUGCGACUUCCACAUCUACUCAAACGCAAGAACUCCUAUAGGGAAGACGAGAAAAUACUUAAGGAAGCUGACUUGCUAGCCUUGCGCAACUUCAUAUUGACCAAGAAACCGCACGCGGUGGUGGUGGGAGGAGAGUCACGAGAUGCCAUCAUGGUGUCUACGGAUAUCAAGGACAUUGUCAACACCCUUGUGGAGGACGAGCAGUUCCCUCAGAUACCAUGCGAGAUCAUGGACAACGAGUUCGCCAAGGUCUACGCCAACUCAAUCAAAGGCGAGAACGACUUCAGGGACUACCCUAUGCUUCUGCGACAGGCGAUAUCUCUGGCUCGCAGGAUGCAAGACCCACUCGUGGAGUUUUCACAGCUAUGUACAUCGGACGAGGAGAUAAUGUGUCUACGCUACCACCCGCUGCAGGAUCAUCUAAACCGGGACGAACUGCUGGAAGCAUUGAACCUGGAGUUUGUAAACCGCACAAACGAAGUUGGUGUCGACAUAAAUGCUAUAGUGGCGAACGUGUACAGCGGCAACCUGGUGCAGUUUGUGUGCGGGUUGGGGCCGCGUAAGGGAGCUGCUCUCAUCAAACUUCUCAAACAGACAAACCAGAGGCUGGAGAACCGGACACAACUUGUCACCGCAUGUCACAUGGGUCCCAAUGUCUUCAUCAACUGCGUCGGCUUCAUCAAGAUAGACACCAAUGCCUUGGGCGACAGUACUGAGGCAUAUGUGGAGGUGUUAGACGGCUCACGAGUGCACCCCCAGACAUACGAGUGGGCCCGGAAGAUGGCCGUGGAUGCACUUGAGUAUGAUGAUGAGGAUGCCAACCCUGCAGGAGCCCUGGAAGAGAUUCUGGAGGCUCCAGAGCGACUGAAGGACUUGGACUUGGAUGCUUUUGCUGAAGAAUUAGAGAGACAGGGCUUUGGCAACAAAAGCAUCACACUGUACGACAUCAGAGCCGAGUUGAAUCACCGCUACAAGGAUCUCAGGCAGCCUUACCAACCUCCCAACUCAAUGGAAAUGUUCAACAUGCUCACACACGAGUCGCCAGAAACUUUCUACAUCGGGAAGAUGAUCCAAGCCACGGUCACAGGAAUCACGCACAGAAAACCGGAGGGUGACCAGCUAGAUCAGGCGAACCCUGUCAGGAAAGAGGAUACAGGGUUGUGGCAGUGUCCGUUCUGUCUUAAAAACGACUUUCCCGAGCUCUCAGAGGUAUGGAACCAUUUCGACGCGGGAGGAUGUCCAGGCCAGGCAACUGGCGUGAGGAUACGGCUGGACAACGGCAUCACCGGUUACAUCCACAUCAAGAAUCUGUCAGACAAGCACGUGACAGACCCUGAGGAGAGGGUGAGUCGGGGGCAGAUGAUACACUGUCGUAUCACCAAGAUAGACGUAGAGCGGUUCUCCAUAGACGCCACCUCUAAGAGCUCAGAUCUCCUCGACAAGAACCAUGAAUGGAGACCUCCAAAAGAUCCAUUUUAUGACCAUGAGGCUGAGGCGAAGGACAUCAAAGUUGAGGAGGAUGCUAAGAAGAUAAAGCAGCGACAGACGUAUAUCAAAAGGGUCAUAGUGCACCCUGCAUUCCACAACAUUUCCUUUGUAGAGGCAGAGAAGAUCAUGGCUAAUAUGGAACAGGGAGAGUGCAUAAUACGACCUUCCAGUAAGGGAGCUGAUCACCUGACGGUGACAUGGAAGGUGGCGGACGGGAUCUACCAGCACAUCGACGUGCGUGAAGAGAACAAGGAGAAUGCUUUCUCACUUGGCCAGUCGUUGUGGAUUGGCAACGAAGAGUUUGAGGAUCUGGACGAGAUCAUCGCCAGGCAUGUCAACCCCAUGGCGGCGCACGCUAGAGACCUGUUCUCAUUCCGCUACUACAAGGAUACUGAAGGCGGUCUUAAAGAUAAGGCAGAAGAGUUCCUAAAGGAGGAGAAGAAGAAGAAUCCUCAGAAAAUACACUAUAUUAUAUCUGUCUCUAAGAACUACCCAGGAAAAUUUCUGUUGUCAUACCUACCUCGGAACCGUUGUAAACACGAACUGAUCACGGUCACACCGGAUGGUUUCCGGUUCAGAGGGCAGACGUUCGAUACAGUCGGGAUGUGCUUCAAGUGGUUCAAAGAACACUUUAGGGAUCCCAUUCCGGGCACUCCUAGCACUCCCAGGUCCGGGUUGACAACGAACCGAGCGACCACACCUCACCAUCCGUUCACUCCAAAUGUCAACAUCAACAUGAAUCCAGAGACUCUGCACAGGGUGGCUCAAAACAUGAACCCUCACAUGUUGCACAACCUGGCUCAGGUGGCCAGCCAGACUCCCCACUACCCCACCACCCCCGGUGGCUACACCAUGCCCACCUACCCCAACACUCCGUAUACACCAACAGCCCAGACGCCGUUCAUGACACCGUACCACACGCCCCACCAUGUGACACAGACUCCGCGGUACGGCAGCCAGACCCCCAUGGGGCCUCCUGCCGCUGCACCUGUGUUCAUGCACACCCCCAGCCAUCGCACUACACCGUCCCCCUCGCCAACGCCCCCCCAACAGCAGUUCGCUAGGUCCGUCACUGGGAGCAACAUGCCGUCAGACCCUAUGGACUGGCGCAAGGCAGCUGAGGAGUGGGCGAGGCUGAAGCAGCGAGAGAACGCCAACUUAACACCUCGUAGCGGAACACCUCGCCAGGGAGGGUCAACGCCAAGCAGAUACGAGGACCGAAGAGGCACGCCACGCAACAACCAGACUACCCGGUCCCCACGCGGUCCUCCCUACAAGCCUUCCCCUCACCACGGUUACGAGCAGUCACCACGUGGGUACGAUAAUACCAAGUCCCCACGACAGCUGCCAGGGUCAGGACCAUAUGACCCCUUCGGCCUAGGCACCAAGUCCCCACGCUACACGGCGUCACCCCGGUCCACUCCCCGUACCAUCAACAGUCCCCGUUCAAUGAUAGAGAGCUCUAUUGGUGACGCCACCCCACUCUACGAUGAGAAUUAAAUAAAGUCAUUUUAUUAUCUACGUGAAAAUGAAGCUGGUCUGCAAUCCAUAAGGAAAACUCUCGAACAAUUUUUAGGAACUUUUAUUUUAUAUGGCAUAUUUCACGCUGAUAAUAGAAUGUAUUGUAAUUACAUUUACUGUUUAAAUAUAAAAUACCAUGUAUUUAUAAGAUUUUUUCUUUCAGUUUAAUAUAACAACAUUUAUUAAAUAUUUUAAAUUAUUUAUACGAUAUAUAUAUAUAAUGGUAAUUAAAGGUUUUUGUGUAUCAUGUUUUUUAACUGUUGUUAUAAUGCUGACUAAUUUGUUUUGCAGUCCUUGUAAAUAUCUAUGAAUAAAGGUUUUAUUUAUAAAAAA
Homalodisca vitripennis (glassy-winged sharpshooter) is the source of this 5712-nucleotide messenger RNA. RefSeq names its product transcription elongation factor SPT6 (gene Spt6). The record is from RefSeq and is a predicted model, not a curated record. NCBI's taxonomy places the organism in Eukaryota, Metazoa, Arthropoda, Insecta, Hemiptera, Cicadellidae. Bases 1 to 5358 code for a protein of 1785 amino acids. The transcript has 31 exons. Gene Ontology annotation, molecular function: DNA binding; histone binding; nucleosome binding. Gene Ontology annotation, cellular component: transcription elongation factor complex. Gene Ontology annotation, biological process: nucleosome organization; transcription elongation by RNA polymerase II; positive regulation of transcription elongation by RNA polymerase II.